Molecule: messenger RNA, 1644 nt
Organism: Jaminaea rosea
Lineage: Eukaryota; Fungi; Basidiomycota; Exobasidiomycetes; Microstromatales
Exons: 2
Coding region: 246-1547 (433 amino acids)
Source: RefSeq, a predicted model, not a curated record
UGCUGCGAGUACAAAGCUUGUCAAGAAAUUUAGAUUGGGAUUGGAUCUGCCUGAACUUGAGACGUUGAGAUCGACCUCAAAUGGAUGCCACGCUCAACGCUGAUCGCCGCCGGAGGAUGUGAGCAUGUCAUGUGCCGCUGCUCUCCAAGCGCCCCUCUCCCUGCCGGCUCCCACCUCCUUGGUCUCACUGUCUCCAGACUUCUCUCCCGCCCACACAUGUACCGCUGCUACAGUGCUCAAAAGGAAUGGAGGAUGGGAGACAUCUUGUGCGUGGUGUGGGCUGGCACUCCACUUGGCACGACAGCAAACCACAUCCCGUCCAUCACAUCGGUUUCGCUACUGUCCCUAGCAUCCAUAAGCAUAUCAUGCGGUGCGUUGCUACUCAUCGUCGCUGGCCCCUUGAUCCUCUCUGUGUCCGGCCCCUGGUCCUUCAUGCCCAGCAGCGUCUUGUACACGCCUCGACGAGAGUACGCUGCCGCCGUACCUGGCAAGUGGUAUUCACCCCAGCCGUCGCCGACAUUCUUCAGCGGGAUUCGCGUGCCCCCGUCGUACAGACGAACGAAGACGCCUUUGAUGAGAUCAGCCUCCGGGCCUGUGUCUUUGCGGUUGCAGCAGACAAGGCGACCGUCUGCGUUGUUGGUGAGAUUGACGGUCAUCGCUUCGGCCAAGAAAGAAAAGAGGGCCUCCCAAGGGGCUUCGAGGACAGCAGCGAAGGGCUCAUAGCGUCGUCGGAUGGACUUGUACUCAAAGGUGAUCUCGUAGCGACGGAUGACCCACGAGGCCUCAGGGCUCGUAGCCAUAGGCUGGCAGACAAACUCGUUGUAGCCGCAACGCAGGCGGCGAAGCUUCAGACGACCAUUGAUGCCUGUUUGGAGGGGCUUAGGGCGCAAAUGAGCUUGGCCAAGAGUGAUCGUCUUGCCGUUGGGGAGGUCAACUACAAUCUGGCCUUGCACGACCCGGCAUGGGCAACCUGCAGUCACGAGCUUGUCUCGGAGCUCCUUGCGCUGCUCUUCGGUGAGAACUGCAGGGCGGGUGAUGGUGUUGUGCUCCUGGACUCGCAAAGGCGGGCGGCACGAGAGCUGCCCACUUUCGGUGACGUAGUAGAUGGCGUCGUCUGCCUUGAUCUGAGGUACAAUGCGCAGCCAGCAGAGAUCAUCGACUUCUUGCUGCUCGUCAUCUUGGGGCUCUUGCCAUUCGAUGGUGACGGUUUGACCUUGAGUCAGGCCUUCGAUGGCCGUGUCGAUGUCGCAGGGCGACGUAAUUCUCAGGCUGGGGUCCCUGAGGGCGUCAAUCAGGUACUUGUUGCGGACAACGAGGGGCGAGUCGCCAAGCUUGACGCCCGAUGCUACAGUACACAGGGACCGAAGAAAGAAGAGAGCUUUUGCUGCGCAGCUGUCUGGCUAGAGUACUUCUCGCCCGUCUGUACGUCGGCGGUGGAGCUGGCUUUGACCGUAGCAGGAGCGAUGACAAUCUGGCGCCGCUUCUCCUUGAUGGUGGAAAGGGACGAAGGGGACUUGAGAACGCCUGCGAGCGGGCACAAUGAGUGAUUCCUUAGCAGAUUGAGCAUCAACAUGACAGAACGCAACUCACUCUCGCCGUCGGUGCUUGUCAUGUUGGCCUGGUGAGCGGCUUCCCCGUCCACUG